This is a messenger RNA of Phragmites australis (common reed), 1574 nucleotides long. Its product is annotated as ervatamin-B-like. The transcript is spliced from 4 exons. Gene Ontology annotation, cellular component: lysosome. Gene Ontology annotation, molecular function: cysteine-type endopeptidase activity. The coding region runs from base 336 to 1382 and encodes 348 amino acids. NCBI's taxonomy places the organism in Eukaryota, Viridiplantae, Streptophyta, Magnoliopsida, Poales, Poaceae. The record is from RefSeq and is a predicted model, not a curated record.
UACCUUUCUAUUCCAAGGCAAGUCAAUACUGGCUGUUAAAGCAUGUCUUCACAAAACAAGGUAAAAGGGAUGGAAAAUAGGAUAACCUUUAGCACUUACUAUCACAAACGAAAAUCUUGUGCACUAUUGUUCUUUCCAGCACACUUCACAUGCAGUAGUGCAUGCUUGCGCAACAGAUCAUCCCCAAAUCACACGCACUGCAUGAGAACAGUCCAUAGCGACAUGCUCAUCCUGUUCCCAGCUUCCUGCACGUUGCAAGCUACUAUAUAUACUUUUACAAUCAUUGCAGCUCCGUGCACCAUUGCCGGACUGCAUCUCCAGGCCAAGCUCCAACAAUGGCGAAGCCAUCUUUCCUUUUCCUCCUGUUCGUCAUCUCCGUCUGCACGACUCUCGCCCGCAUUGAUCCGAUGCUGGAGAGGUUCGAGCAGUGGAUGAGCCGGCAUGGCCGCCUGUACGCCGACGCUGGCGAGAAGAAUAGGAGGCUUGAGAUCUACCGGAGGAACGUCGAGCUCGUUGAGACGUUCAACGCCAUGAGCACUGGGUACAAGCUGGCUGACAACAAGUUCGCCGACCUGACGAACGAGGAGUUCAGAGCCAAGAUGCUGGGCUUCGGACCUCAGAGCAGAGCCGAGCACAUUUCAACUCCGAGCACCAUGACUUGUGUUGAGAGGGCAAUGCCUGAAGAGAACACCGAUGAUCCACCGAAAAGCGUAGAUUGGAGGGCGAAAGGAGCAGUGGCGCCAGUAAAGAACCAAGGGAACUGUGGAUCAUGCUGGGCGUUCUCUGCCGUUGCGGCCAUCGAGGGCAUCAACCAGAUCAAGAACGGGGAGCUGGUGUCCCUGUCCGAGCAGGAGCUCGUCGACUGCGACGCCGAGGCUGUUGGCUGCGCCGGCGGGUACAUGAGCUGGGCCUUCGAGUUCGUCAUGAAGAACCGUGGCCUUACAACCGAAGGGAACUACCCUUACCAAGGGACGAACGGCGCUUGCCAGACGCCGAAGCUGAAGGAGAGUGCGGUGAGCAUCGCCGGGUACCGGAACGUGACGCCCAACAGCGAGCCGGAACUCCUGCGUGCCGCCGCGGCGCAGCCGGUGUCCGUGGCCGUGGACGCCGGCAGCUUCAUGUGGCAGCUCUACGGCGGCGGGGUGUUCACGGGGCCGUGCAGCGCCGACCUGAACCACGGCGUCACGGUGGUGGGGUACGGCGAGACCGGGGCGGACGCGGACGGGGACGGUGGCGGGGAGCCGGGGCAGAAGUACUGGAUCGUCAAGAACUCGUGGGGGCCCGAGUGGGGCGUGGACGGGUACGUCCUCCUGCAGCGCGACGCCGGCGUCGCGUCCGGCCUGUGCGGCAUCGCGCUGCUCCCGAGCUACCCGGUCAUGUGAAGCAUUUGAACCUUGCUGUGUGUGGUGUGCUUGGCUCGAUUGCUGCAGGAAUUCGGUAGUUUAGCUAGUGAUGUGUGUAUCAAUGUAUCGACCACGGUGACCAGGUGUAGUAUUAUAACGACAUUUAUAUGGAAGAAUUCAGUUAUGAAAUUGUUGCAGUUUGCAUAAAACGUAUUCUGUUAUUCGAUGACU